GAGCUGGCGCUGACGUCAGCCGUCCUUGCGAACAGAGCGCUGUGCUGGAAUGCGUGCGGGACUUACAACUCCCGGAACAAAACUGUCCAUCCAAUAAGUUCUGAAAUCUUUAUUAAAAGUGCCUCAAGAUAGGAUAUAAUUGAACGUCCAUCCCAACAUGGCUGCCCAGACAGUCUACCCUGUGGGGGUGGUCAUGUUCACCCCGCUGGUGGGUGUGGCCAUGGGUGGAGAGGAGACCGGGGUGACGGAGAUCCCCCGGACGGACCUGGCCGCACCUCAGCUGGUCAUGCUGGCCAACGUCGCGCUGACGUCGGAGGGAGGAGGCAGCGGAGACUACUCUCCGGAGGAGAAGCAGAUGGUGGAGCUGAAGACCGUGGGCAGCAGCUGCUACUCCGACAGUGAGGACGAGGGCCUGGUGCAUUGCGGCUACGCCGAUGGCACUGCCGACAGCCACCAUGCCGAUGCCUCGUUUGACAUCUACCCUGAAACCCCACAGGCUGUCAGCUCCCACUCGUACAAAGGGCGGAAGGAGCAGGAGCAGGAGGAGGAGGAGGAGGAAGAGAAGGAGGAGGAGGACCAAGAAACAGAAGGGGAGGGGAAGGGAGAGGGGUCUCCAUCUAGUCCAACAGUGGGGUGUAAGCGUAAGAGGAUUGUCCGCCAACUAAUGGAGAACUGCCGGAGUAAGAAGAAGCCUUUUCACUGCAAGCCUUGCCAGUACGAGGCCGAGUGCGAGGAGGAGUUUGUCGACCACAUCCGCGUCCACAGUGCCAAGAAGCUGCUUGUGGCAGAACAGGCCCAGGAGGAAGAGGAUGAGCUAGCCAAUGGGGCGGAACCCGUCCCCGAAGGGGGCGGAGAAGGGGCAGUCUACACCAAGGGCGUGAUUCGCUGUGAGCGUUGCGGCUACAACACCAACCGCUAUGACCAUUACAUGGCGCACCUCAAGCACCACAGCAAGGAAGGGGACAGCCAGCGCGUCUACAAGUGCACCAUCUGCACCUACACCACCAUCAGCCAAUACCACUGGAAGAAGCACCUGAGGAACCACUUCCCCAGCAAGCUGUACACCUGCGGACAGUGCUGCUACUUCUCCGACCGCAAGAACAACUACGUGCAGCACAUCCGCACUCAUACAGGCGAGCGGCCAUUUCGAUGUUCUUACUGCAAGUAUUCAAGCUCACAGAAGACCCACCUGACCAGACAUAUGAGAACACACUCAGGUGAGAGACCCUUCAAGUGUGACAGCUGCAGUUACCUGGCGGCCAAUCAGCACGAGGUGACGCGCCACGCCCGACAGGUCCACAAUGGGCCCAAGCCCCUGAGCUGCCCUCACUGCCAGUACAAGACAGCCGACCGCAGCAACUACAAGAAGCAUGUGGAGCUCCACGUCAACCCCAGGCAGUUCCUCUGCCCUGUCUGCACCUAUGCUGCGUCCAAGAAGUGCAACCUGCAGUACCACGUCAAAUCCCGUCACCCAGACUGCUCCGAUAUCACUUUGGACGUGUCAAAAGUCAAACUCCGCAUCAAGAAGCCGGAGUCCGGUUCCCCCACCUAUUACAGCGUGGGCAAGGAGGCCCGGUACGUCCUGACAGGGAUCAAGGAGGGUAAGGUUGAGAGAAAGUCCGGCAGGAGAGAGGGAGCGACGGGUGGAGGAGGAGGAGGAGGAGAAGGAGAAGGGGUGGCAGUAGACAGCCAGCCUACGCCGGACCCCAUCAACCUAUCAACCAAAAAGCCAUCUAAAGCUAACCCUCUUUCAACUGCUGCCAAAAAGGAACAGCGAGACAAGACCCACAAGAGGAGUGAAGAGAGGGAGACCUCCAAGAGGAGGGAGGAGAGAGAGGCCUCCAAGAGGAGGGUGGAGAGGGAGACCCCCAAGAGGAGGGUGGAGAGGGAGACCUCCAAGAGGAGGGAGGAGAGAGAGACCCCCAAGAGGAGGGUGGAGAGGGAGACCCCCAAGAGGAGGGUGGAGAGGGAGACCUCCAAAAGGGUGGAGGAGAGGGAGACCUCCAAAAGGGUGGAGGAGAGGGAGAGCUCCAAAAGGGUGGAGGAGAGAGACACCUCUAAGAGGAGGGAGGAGAGGGAGACCUCAAAAAGGGUGGAGGAGAGGGAGACCCCCAAGAGGGAAACUGUGAGGAAGACUCAGAAGUCGGUGGUAGCAGAGGAAAGGAGAGGGGUAAAGCCAGGAGAGAGAAAGGAGAGGGUAGGCGGGAAGGUGACGAGAAAGGCAAAGGCCAACAAAAUUGCAGGUGUCUCUGCAGAGACCCAGCCCAGGAGAGAGAGCAAGGUCAGGAAAAUGGCCAAUGCCAAAGAGGAGAAGGAAGAGAGGGAGCAGAAUGCCGGUGAUGCUGAGAGAGCAGAGGAAGAGAGAGCGGCAAAGGAGAGAGCAGAGAGGGAGGAGAGAGAGAGGAUGGAGAAUGAGAGGGUGGAGAGAGAAAGGGUAGAGAAGGGGAGACUGGAGAGAGAGCGGGCAGAGAAAGAUAGGCUAGAAAUGGAGAGAGCAGCAAAGGAAAGGGUGGAAAUGAAGAGACAAGAAAGAGAGAGAUUAGAGAAGGAGAGGAUAGAGAAGGAGAGAGCAGAAAGAGAGCGAGUAGAGAAGGAGAGGAUGGAGAAGGAAAGAGUGGAGAGAGAAAGAGCAGAGAAGGAGAGAUUGGAAAGAGAGAGGGCAGAGAAGGAGCGAUUGGAGAAAGAAAGAGAAGAGAAGGAGAGGAUGGAAAUGGAGAGAGCAGAAAAUGAGAGAAUGGAGAAUGAGAGAGCUGAAAGAGAGAGAGAAGAAAAUGAGAGAAUGGAGAAGGAGAGAGCUGAAAGAAAGAAGGAGCGGAUGGAGAAAGAGAGAGCAGAAAGAGAGAGAGUUGAGAAGGAGAGAAUGGAGAAGGAGAGAGCAGAAAGGGAGAGUGUAGAGAAGGAGAGGAAGAGUGAAGACGCAGAUGACCCCAUCAAGAGCGGAUCUGGUAGACCGGCGAGAGCUGUCCGAGCUGUGGUCAAAGCAAGCAGAGGGCAGAGCCAGAAACCUGCAGAAAAGACACAGGAUGAAGAAGCCAAGGUCACCUCCAGGAAACGGAAAGCAGCCACAUGUGAGCAUCCCCCACACCAGAAUGAGGCCCUCUGUGGGCCAAGCAGGAAGCUGGCAGCCGAGGAGAGACGGCCGCAGAGUUCCACUGUGCUCCGGGGGAGGCAUGAGGCACCGAAGCGCAUCCAGGGGCCCGAAUGCAGCACCAGGCUGAGCAAGAGGAUUGACCGACCCCUAGGAGUCAGCGUGAUUAAGAGAACCAAAAAGACCAUGGCCAAACCAGGCCCCAUGGAGGCCAAACUGGGCCCAGCAGAGACCAAACUCCACAGGCCACCCAUUCGGGGGAAAUGGGGUCCCAGUGCUCAGGAGGACAACUUGAGGAAGGAGUUUAAGGAGGUUGGGACAUCUAUUCACCAGAAGCCUGUGGGAGGAGAGAGAACUGGGGAGGAGGAGGAGGCCCCUGAGGGGUGCAGCAGGGUCAAUGAAGGUACGGCCCUAGGGCGGGGCCCUGAAGUGGCACGUGGGACCAUACCCGCCCCCCUCCACCGGCUGGAGCUCUCGGCAAGGAGGCGGGGCAAGGCUACCGACAUGGAGGAGGAUGAGGGCAUCCACAGUCACGAUGGCAGCGACAUCAGCGACAGUGUCUCCGAGGGUAGCGAUGACUCGGGCCUCCACGGUAUCGCCUUGGUCAUUGCUGGCGUGAAAUCUGCUGGGCCGAGCACGACCACGACCACGCCAGCGACCACGCCAGCGACCACACCAGUGUCCACUCCCACAGAGGGACCUCCCAACGCCCCUGCUGUCACCAAAUCUGGCAGCCACACGUGCAUUUUCUGUGACCGCACCUUUAAGGCGGAGGUGGAGUACCGACUCCAUCUCAACCGUCACCUGGUGAACGUAUAUUACCUGGAGAGUGCCGCCAAGGGGGACCAGUGAAGCUAAAACAACAGAAGGCCCUUCACCAGGGGCCCCCAACCCUGGUCUCAGAGAGCCACAGGUUUGGCUGGUGUUCAGUCACUCAGCACUUAACUGAUGAAUUAGAACAGGUGACUACACAGGUAGCUCGCCUGAAACUGGUUUCUGGUGUUUGGUAUCUCUGUAUUUCUUACUGUACCUCCAUAUCUCAGAUAUCAGGCAUCACUGGUGAAUCUUUGCUUUACUAUUGACCUUUUCUAAAUAUAUAUUAUAUAUAAAUUCUUAUUUGUAUUCCACUGUUCUGAAAGAUGUGUUGUUUAUCUUGGUCUCCUUGUAGAAGAAAAAUUGCGUUCAGCUUUUAUCGUUUUGUAAAUGUACACUUUAAAACAGAACAGCUACCCUGAAACACGGGAGGUUUUUUUUUUUUGUGUGUGUGUGUACUGUUAAGGUUUAUUGUGGCUCUGGAAAAGCACUGCCAUAAGCAGGUUUAUGUGGGCAGUCAGUGGAUCUCAUUUCAGUACCGAUUAACCGGUUUGACUUAGAAAGAAUAAGAAUUUAAUCUACAGUCUUCUCAACAUUGUUGGGACAAUGGCAGCUUUUUGAGCUUUCUUUGGCUCCGAUGUUCACGGGUUUCUUUCAGAAUAUUUAAAUCAUGACAACGUUGGGGAAUCCCGGGCCUAUAAGAAAGGAAUGAGACCACAUGACCAGAGUUCUCUACAGGACACAAUUGCUCAUCGGCGCUGAACUGAGUGACAGUCUAUCUGUUUGGUUGAAAGAAUUAAAACUCAAGAGGGCAAAGGCAUGCAUUGGGAGAGUGGUUAAUGAUCUACACAAGGGGUACUAUGAUCUUUAUGAGGGGGGUGCUGUGCCUAUUUACUUUUGCUGUGCUUCAGCACUUGAGUGCUUCAUUUAAGUAAUUUACUGAUGACAGUCCACUAACCUUUCAAAGUCAAUUAAGGCAUUAAAAGGAAGCCCAAAAACUGCAAACAUUAGAGCUGUCCUGGACUGGAAAUUGAGAUCCAUGAUUUAAACUAUCAAAUCAACAAGAAAACUGGUAAAAUCCCAUGAAAUCUUUCUUUGAUUGAAAGUGACUGCUCACUGGUACAGAAUCAUGACACCAUGGCAUUCGUGGUAUGGAAACCUUUUGCUUUUUUACUGUGGAAUGCCCCCAACCAGUAUUGACUCCUUUCUCUACAGUUCAUGGGUUGUUUUUCGUUUUGUCUCUCUCCCUCCUCAUUCACUGCCCUGUCUGAGAGUAACAAAAGCGAUUCCAUUAUGAAAGGAAAGCAUAACACUUCUAAAUGAAGAACCAAAGACAGACCCUCCGCUCCAGCGGGGAGGCUAAAUUCGACGGACCCAGGUGGUCCUUUGCCAGUAGCUAAGAGAAGAAUUGGAGUUCUUGGCUCUUUUUUUUAUUUGUCAGUGUGCUCCACUGGAGAGACGCCAUCUGAUACUGCUUCGAGACUGGUGGUAGCAGUGCAUGGAUCAGUCAGGCCGAGUUUAACAGACUGAUUCAGGUGGGGGGGGAUACUUUUAUUAUUAUUAUUAUUUGUUUUACUAUGUGUAGCAUCGUCUUCUCUUCAUUUACAAUGAGCACUUUCGCAACUGUGAUUUCCCCCCCUCCCCCCAUCACUCUUGUUUGGAUUCUUAUUUUUGUUAAAUAACUGUCUAAACAUUGUAUAUAGCCAUGGUGAAACCACCCGAUUCCAUCAGGAGUUAAACAUUUUUGGCAGAACUAGAGAACCUAAGUGGAAUGAAUCCCCCCUGUCCCCUUUAUUUUUUUCUCAUUGCUUUUUGCCUUCCAAAAUGUAUAUUCAGUGUUUACCUAGUUUAUGCUUUCAAAACUGAUCUCCUAGUGUCUGUACUCUUCAGGAGUAGCCUUUUUUUUCUUUUUCUUUUUUUUAUUAAGGGGGGAAAGAAAGUCCAAAGAUUGCCUCGUUUUUAUGUUUUUUUUUUAUUGACAGUGCAGAAUGUGAAGACACAUGGUACACCAUUUUUUAUUUGCUUUUUGACAAUCAUGAUUUUUUUUUUUUUUUUUUUUUUUCCCCAUCUGUCACAUAAAAAAAAAUGUGUUUAGCCUAUACAAUGUGUGGACAUUUGCUGUUGCGUCGUGUGCUUUGAACAGCAUUUGUGUGGGAAUUGCUUCUGUGCUUAGUAUAUGGUUUGUUGCACCAUGUUCACAGCUACCUGUCGCUGCUUGAUGUAUAAAAUAAACUAUGGGAUUGUUUAUCCUGCCUCAC
Conger conger (European conger) is the source of this 6159-nucleotide messenger RNA. Its product is annotated as RE1-silencing transcription factor-like. Gene Ontology annotation, cellular component: nucleus. The record is from RefSeq and is a predicted model, not a curated record. The coding region runs from base 158 to 3940 and encodes 1260 amino acids. Lineage: Eukaryota; Metazoa; Chordata; Actinopteri; Anguilliformes; Congridae. Gene Ontology annotation, biological process: regulation of gene expression. The transcript has 4 exons.